Messenger RNA from Caenorhabditis bovis, 660 nucleotides. Lineage: Eukaryota; Metazoa; Nematoda; Chromadorea; Rhabditida; Rhabditidae. The record is from the annotation of a GenBank genome assembly.
AUGUCUCGUUUUAUUCAACUCCUUUUCCUAUUUCUUCUUCCAACUAUCGGAGCGGUUUCUUAUAAAGCUGAUAAAUAUUCGCUUCGUUUUAUCGCUAACAACACCGAUUAUUUUGCGAAAAUAAAAAUCGAUCUGAAAGUUAAUGAAGAAGUCAAAUCGAUUAAUCUUAAAGCUUCAAGACUUAUUACAGUUCUUAAAGCGAGAGUCUACACAUCUGCAAAGUUGUCUCAUGGCGAGCCAGAUUGGAACACUCAUUUGUCUGACGUCUCAUAUGACCAGAAAUCCGGAUCAAUUAAGAUUGCCGUUGAUGCAGUUAGUCCAAAAACUACUACUGAAGGGGCUUUUAUUGAAAUCGAUUAUCGAGGAGUCGUAAUGAAUGAAAAAAUCCCACCAGCUUACUACGAUGGAAAGAAUGUUAAUAUCGAUUUUUCAGACGGUGCUGAGAAAAUCGUUCCUUUAGUUUCAGAAGAUCCUGUAAAUUUCGAACUCACUGUCGUAACCGUUAAAAAUGGAACAGUUAAAGUUAACAAUUUAGAAGAAGGCAAAAAAGGCGAAACUGGAAAAUUGGGAUUUGACAACAAUUACGUAAGCAAGAAGCCAAUCGAUUUGAAGACAUUGAGCUUCUCUAUCAGCCCACCAUUCUCGGCCGUUCUUGUUUAA